UUCAACUCGAGCAAAGACUCGGCGGCAGGGCGGCGUGAAGGAGCGCGCGCAGUCGGCUCGGCACGAACAAGUCCUGCUCCGUCGCGGGCCGAACACGGCGAGGACGUCGCGGAGGACGGCGCCGCGACCCUCGCGAUGGUGCAGUAUCCCUGCGCCCCCCACGGCCAUCACACCUGGCCGACGACUCAGUGACCGCCACCCCCAGGAUCGCGAUGUGCCCCGUGGUGGUGCCGGCGGGGCGCGGCGCCGGCGACAUGGAGGCCGGCAAGGCGGCCAGGAGCUCCUCGUCGUCGUCGGCGUCCUUCGGGCCGCAGCGGAUCCGCCACGGCUACAUGAAGUGCAUGAGCCUGGUGCGGACGCAGUCCGGCAACAGGAUAGAACGCAUGUACUAUAGGCUGGGGCUGACCGUGGGUCGGUGGCCGCUCCUCACGUGCGUGCUGUCCUUGUUGAUGGCGGCGGUGUGCGGCUCGGGGCUGCUGCAGUGGCGCGCCGGCAUGUCCGAGGUGGACCUGUACAUGCCGCGUGGCUCCGUGGUGCACGAGGCGGCGCGCUUCGUGGAGACCAACUUCCGGGAGGACGUGCGCUACGAGAGCGUCAUCGUGGAGGCCGACGACGUCCUGGAGCCCAGCGUGCUGCGCGCGAUAGCUCAACUGGAAGAUGACAUCAAGGCGACGCGUGUCAACGACGUCGGCUGGGAGGACAUCUGCAUUAGGUACACGUCGUGGUUCCAGGAGGCCUCGGCCACGGGGGGCGCCCCGCCGGCGGCGAAGGGCGGCGGCCCCGACGGCGUCCCGGAGCUGCCCGAAGAGUUCAAGCAGACGCUGCAGGACGCCGGGCUGCUCAAGAACGACUGCGUGUACCAGAGCCUGCUCAAGCUGUGGCCGGCGGGGCUGCCCGACAACCUGACCAGGGCCGACGUGCAGCGCGUCGUCACCAAGGGCCUGCGCUCCAGUCAAAGUGUCUUGACGGACAUCUCGUCCAUCCUAGCAGGCAUGAAGACUAAUGCCAAGGGAGAAGUGGUUUCUGCAAAGGCCAUCAUUUUCAACUGGCUGCUCAAAGAGUCAAAUCUGACUGCUCCAACAUGGGAACAAGAAUUUCUUUCAAGAGUGCUGCACUCAAACAGAACCAAACCCAAGGGAGUUAAUGUGUAUGCUGUUGCAACAAGAAGCUAUAAUGAUAUGUUGGCUCAAGUUAUGGAUAACAAUAUGACAGUACUGUUUGCUGGAUUUUCCCUUAUCAUUCUCUAUGUAAUUUUCAUGCUUGGGCGUUGUAAUCUCAUUCAACAAAGGAUUUAUCUAUCUUUGUUGGGAGUCUCCAUUGUGGGCCUGACCAUCCUCACAUCUUAUGGGUUUUGCUUUUAUAUGGGCUUCUUCUUUGGCCCUGUCCAUCCUAUCCUUCCAUUUUUACUUCUUGGAAUUGGCGUGGAUGACAUGUUUGUCAUUUGUGAUUGUCUUGACCAUGUAACCAGACAGCACAGCAAUUUAGAUAUACCUGAGAGAAUAGGAAGGGCUGUGCAGACGGCAGGGAUAUCCAUAACAGUGACUUCAUUUACAGAUAUUGUAGCUUUUGCAAUUGGAAUUACAACGAAAAUGCCAUUUUUACAAUCAUUUUGUAUGUUUGCUGCAACUGGAGUGCUGUUUCUAUUUAUAUUUGAGGUAACAUUCUUUGUGGGAUGUCUCACAUUAGAUGAAUAUAGAAGUGCUGGCAAGAGGGAAGGCUGCUGCUUUAUUAAGCUCAAGGAAUGGAAGCCCAAUGCAAUGAGUCAGAAAAAUUAUGUUUAUGAUGCGUUUUCUAAAUACAUUGCACCAACUCUAAUGAAGACACCUGUAAAGGUACUAGUUAUCACAACAACCUUGUUUCUUGUUGCCAUUAAUACAUGGUGUGUACUUCAAAUAGACCAGAAAUUUGACCCCACUUGGUACCUUGAUGAAGCAUCAUACCCCAUUCAGUUCUACAAAAAAUUAAAUGAGUAUUUUCCUAAGUAUGGAAAACGUGCUGGAGUGUAUUUGACUAAUAUUAGCUAUUAUGAUGAUGCACCUAAAAUGCAUCUACUAUCACAGCAAUUAAGGAGAAAUCAGUACCUGAAUCAAGAUAACAUAAAAAUUUGGUAUGACGAUUUUGACAAAUGGCUGAAAAUCCGUAAACAUGAGGUAGAAAAUGAAGAUGAUUACAAGGGUUACCUAUCAGAAUAUCUAAUAUUUUCAAAAGACGGGCAAGAAUACCUCAAAGAUUUAAAAUUCAGUUCAUUUCCGUUUGGAGAGUACAAUAUCACGACUACUCACCUUCCGAUUCAGUAUGUAAUGCUGAAUACUACUGAGCAGCAAUUAUUAGCUAUGUCGACUGUAUUUGAUACUCUGAAUUCAUUGAACUUGACUAAAGGGCAACAUGCAGUAGCAUAUUCACCCGAUUACAUUCCAUGGUAUACUAAUAAAAUUGUAGGAGAAGAACUUCUUCGCAACUUGGGUCUAUCAAUAUUGGCAGUAGCAGUGGUAACACUACUGCUGAUUCAAGAGAUACAGAUCACUUUUUGGGUCAUCAUCUGUGUCAUUUUCACUCUGGCGGAUCUAGUAGGAUCCAUGUAUUUCUUUGGUUUAACAAUAGAAAUAUCUACAUCAAUCAUGGUGCUACUUUGCACAGGCCUGACUGUUGAUUAUGCAGCACACAUUGGAUAUGAAUUCAGUCGCAUGCCUGGAGACGGCAAUGAAAGAGCAAUGGGAGCAUUACGUCAUAUGGGUCCUGCAGUCUUCAAUGGGGGAUUCAGUACUUUCCUUGCGUUUGUCUUACUAGGCUUCAGCAGUUCCUACAUAUUCACUACCUUCUUCAAACUGUUCACAUCUGUGGUUGUGUUUGGAUGUUUCCAUGGUCUAUUCUUCCUUCCUGUUAUGCUGAGCUGGCUGGGGCCACCAAAUUAUGAAGCUUCAGUUCAUCAGAACAAUGUGGAUGACCAAGCAGUUGUGCUAAAAGACAUCACAAUUCCGAAUGGACACUGUGUAUCUAAUGUUGAUGGUGUUGAGGUCUCCCUAGUUACUGAGAACAGUAAACCAUCUGCUGAUCACCAUCCUCUGCCUCAAAAUGGCGGAAGCCAUGGUGGUGGGACUCAUGGAGAAAUUAAUCCUGAAAGUGAAGGAAUGCUUCAAGGCCAGAAGAAAGAACAAGGUAAAUGGUAAAGGUGAGAUCGAGGUCAAACUCCAAAGAAAAUGGACCUAGGCACCAAUAGCAUCUAUGUGAUAAUAGGUCAGAGUCAUAGCAAAGUCCUAGAAUACCUAAGGAACUUGGUAAACUGAUUGGCUUUAAAUAAUUUUUGAGUACAAUUUUAUUGAUUGUAUUCCUUAAUCUUUGAGAAUUAUGUCACUCCGUCCUAUAUUUUUAUUGUACAUGAAUAAGUGGGAUUAUUGAUAGUGCUGGAUUCAAGAGAAGACUUCUCACUCAUGUAGGGCUCACUUUACCUUUGUAAGUAAGAUUCAAUUUCCUAUUUGAAAGACUUCUGAAGGCACUAUAAAGAGAAAUUUAUUCAAUGGAUGUAAUAAGCUCCUCAAAUAUAACUGGUAUGUGAGGAGAUGGAAGAAUCUAUGUUCGCGCCAAUGCCUUCAAUAAUCAGAGCUCAUGUAGAUAAAUGCAAUUACUGUUGUGAAUAAUGACCUGGAUUUUAUAUGUUUUUCAUAGUGUUUUUACUCUAGAAGGGGUCAACACUAUGUUUGCCUCAAAAGUGCCAUCGCAAAAAAAAAAAAAUCCAGGCACUAAUGCAAGUGUCAGUGCACAAUUUAAAAGCAUUGCUACCUCUUUUGUCCAUUUUGUCAAGUGAGUGAGGCACAGGAAAUUUGAUUUGGUAACAUGAGACAGGCAAAGCAGGGUGUGUUGUAGCUAUAAAUACUCCUGAAACAAAUAAUUAAUUACGUAAUUACUAAGGUGCUAGGAUUGAUUGUUCCUGUUGAACCCACCAAAACAACUGUUCCUGAGCUUUUGUUAUAUGGCUGUGCUGCUGAUAAUCCUUGUGAUAUGUUUUCUUUUUUUCUUUAAAUCGUUUCUCUUAUUUUUGAAUGUUACUGAAAUACUUAAGCUGUCUGCUUGUGCCCCACUUCCUAAAUUGAGAAAAGGAAUCAAUGGUUUGAACCAAGAUCAUUAAGCGACAAAAAUAAUCUGAAAGUAAAAAAAGUUAGAUUUAAGUCAUUACUCCAAAAAACAAACACUGUUAUAGUAAGUACAAGUUUUAUCAUCCCAGUGAACAGUUUGAUUUUAAUUAUUCAAAUAUUUUAAAACGCUUUUAUGUAUUUACAAUACUACAUCACAACUAUCUUUUAUGUAGACAACAGCUCACUCAUUCAAUACCACUUGACAGAUCAAAACCAAUGCAACUCAAGUUUGGAAAUUCAACAUUUAGGGGCUCAACUGACGAUCUCUGACAUGAAUGUUAUGUGUUCUCAAUAUUUAAUAUGUACGAUAUUUUCAAUUUUUCCUUUGGAAUUAUGAUUAAGAUGAAAUGGAAACAUUGUUUGAUGGUAGAUAGUGUGGUAAUAAUAGUAUGUGUUAUGUAUUAUACAAUAUUGAAUGUGUUCUGUUCUGUCAAUGUGAAUACGAACUGCCUGCCUACCAAGAAAUAUUGAAAAGUAUAUUUUUACUACUUAUAAAUAAAGUCAUAAUAGCAGAAA
This is a messenger RNA of Thrips palmi, 4646 nucleotides long. RefSeq names its product NPC intracellular cholesterol transporter 1-like. The record is from RefSeq and is a predicted model, not a curated record. Gene Ontology annotation, cellular component: membrane. NCBI's taxonomy places the organism in Eukaryota, Metazoa, Arthropoda, Insecta, Thysanoptera, Thripidae. Bases 213 to 3167 code for a protein of 984 amino acids. The transcript has 18 exons.